Lactuca virosa is the source of this 225-nucleotide messenger RNA. The record is from the annotation of a GenBank genome assembly. NCBI's taxonomy places the organism in Eukaryota, Viridiplantae, Streptophyta, Magnoliopsida, Asterales, Asteraceae.
AUGACUAACAUCGAAUCCAUCCCAAGACCCAUCAUAUCAAUGGGAGAGCCUCUCGUGACCCCCAGCAAUCUCUUUACCUCCCUCCAUCUCUCUCUCUCUCUCUCUCUCUCUCUCAUCAGUGCCGGCAACAAACGACUGGUACAGAUCUUCAUUUCUACGGCAUCGAUUCUAUACCUAUCUUCAUCUCCACUUAUCGUUUCUCAAGCUUGCACAAGGGAUUUGUAG